Molecule: messenger RNA, 2610 nt
Organism: Colletotrichum higginsianum IMI 349063
Lineage: Eukaryota; Fungi; Ascomycota; Sordariomycetes; Glomerellales; Glomerellaceae
Product: glycosyl hydrolase family 81
Exons: 5
Coding region: 1-2610 (869 amino acids)
Cellular component (GO): cell surface
Molecular function (GO): glucan endo-1,3-beta-D-glucosidase activity; endo-1,3(4)-beta-glucanase activity
Source: RefSeq, a predicted model, not a curated record
AUGGGGAUCAUUGGGCUAACUCUGAUACAGGUCUUCUUCUGCGAGAGCGCCCUCGCUCUAUUUCAACAGCAACACGUCCGGCUUCAUGCUACUCAUCAGGACCCGGCAACUGUUGGCCAACUGAACAUUCGGUCUUUGUUACUCGACACUCGUGAUCUCACCUGUCUCACGGAGACGGCAAAUUUCACUGUAACCGUCAGGGUCACAAGAGGAGCUCAGCAAACAUCAGCGCCCAUCUUUGACAGCACUGAGGCCGUUUCCGCCAUCACUACUUCGGAUCCCACCGGAACAGUAGUGAUUCUGCCAUCUUUGACUAACAAGGUGCCCCAAACGUCGGGUUUCAUACCUAGUAGCCUGGAGACCUCUGGCAAGGCAACGUCGUGCCCUCUCCUAUCAAACACCAUUCCGGUCCCCACCACCUUGAUUGACUCGACAUCACCCGUAACAACAGUUGAACCAAUUCCUUCCGCGCCAAUGCCGUCCGGAGAUAUCUUCGCGGAGCCCAUCGCCACGGUGGCGCCUCCUGGUUCUAUUCCGGUGCGCAACGACCAUCCCGUCCCGAGGAAGGGUAUUACGUCGAGCUCGCCGCUUCAGACCAACAAAUUUUACUCCAACUUCUUCCUGGGAGACCAGACAGCGCCGACGUACACCUACCCUUACGGCAUAGCAUGGGGGGCAGGGCGGGGGGCUGCUGCCAGCUUCGGCAUGACUAUUUCCCACAUCGAGGCGAACCAGCGUGUCUUUGGGCCGACCAAAUCUUCAGGCGCUGCGGCCUAUUUCAUUAACCCGGUAGGUAUUCAGUCCAUGGUCAUAAGUGCCCUGGAGCUUGGUCCAGACACCGCCGUGGGAGUCGACAGCGUCACGGCCUUCUCUGCAACAAUUCACUUGAAGCCAAACGCCCAAGCUGUGCCUGCAAUCUCCUUUCCCCUUGUUCAAGGAAUGCCCUUCAUCACGGCCCGAUAUGCCGGCGCGACCCCCGUCAUCCGAACGGGAGUCUUCUUCAAGACGGUCACGCGGGUGACACAGGACCCCAAGCCCGGGGUUGCCAAGUUCACCUUCCAGCUUGAAGAUGGCAAGAUCUGGCGGCUGUAUGCAUAUGCAACCACUGGACCCCAGCUUAAUCUGCAGGUUGUCAACAAUGGGCUUGCACAAUCAACGCAGCCCUUCUACGGCGUCAUCCAGAUCGCCAAAGAUCCGGGGAACGGCGAGGCCCUGCUUGACCACGCUGCUGGUGUAUAUCCCACAACGGUCGAUUUGGCUGGCUCCGUCAGUGGUACGACGGGCUCAUACACCUUCAAGUUCGCCAAGAGUGGCCACCCUGAGGGAAACCUUGUCAUGUAUGCUCUGCCGCAUCAUGUCGCCUCGUUCGACUCCACGACAAGAAACGCCGUUCAGCCAGUGCAGAUCUUGACUCCUACCAAGGGUACCGCAACUGCGGUCUUGGCUGAUCAGUGGACGAUGGUUGAGGCGGAAAUGCCUGUUAACAUGGAUUUUUCUCCGUGGAGUCCUGAACGAGGCAGCCUCACCACGCUGUCCGACAACGCACGAGUCGUAAUCCGCGGGAUAGCAGCCCAGGAGGUAUCCCAAGACAUGAUGGCUCAGUCCGACUUGGAUUCUAUGUAUUUCAGUGGAAAGGCUCUCGCUAAGUUUGCCUUGUUGAUCGUAGUGAUCAAUGACAUUCUGCAAGACCCAGCCUUGGCGCAGUCGGGUCUGAACAGGCUCAAGGCGGCUUUUGCAAGGUUUGCUGCUAACCAGCAGAGGUUCCCUUUAGUAUAUGAGAGCGCCUGGGGAGGCGUGGUGUCUUCGGCAACGUACGUGACGGGCAACGACGGAGCUGAUUUUGGCAACACGCAAUACAACGACCAUCACUUUCACUACGGCUAUCACAUCCUAGCCGCCGCUGCUAUCGCUCACCUGGAUCCUGGCUGGUUGAACGAGAACAAGGAUUAUGUGAAUGCUCUGGUGCGCGACGUCGCCAACCCCAGCACCAAGGACGCUUACUUCCCUACUUGGCGCGCAUUCGACUGGUAUCAUGGCCACAGCUGGGCGCAUGGCCUAUACGCUUCGUACGAUGGAAAGGACCAAGAAUCAAGUUCGGAGGACAUGAUGCACGCCUACGCCCUUAAGAUGUGGGGAGACGCCUCGGGAGACGUCAUGCUCUCGAUGCGAAGCAAUCUGCAACUCUCCAUUAUCGCACGCGCUCUCCAGCACUACUAUCUCUACAAGAGUGACAACGCCGUGCAGCCACCCCAGUUUAUCGGAAACAAGGUGGCAGGCAUCCUCUUUGAGAACAAGAUCGACCACACGACCUACUUCGGCGCUAAUAUCGAGUUCAUCCAGGGCAUCCACAUGAUCCCCCUCCUCGCGCCCUCACCUCUUGUCCGUACCCCUGACUUCGUGCGCGAAGAGUGGGACGUGUACUUUAGCGGAGGCCGCGUCGACGGUAUCGCGGGUGGCUGGAGGGGCAUUAUCUACGGAAACCUGGCUACCAUCGACGGCAGGACCGCGUGGGACUUCUUCAACAGCUCAAACUUUGAUCCCGGUUGGAUCGACGGCGGUGCCAGCUUAACGUGGUACUUGACGUAUGCUGCUUUGAUGGGCAAUGUCUGA